GGCUCCACUCACGCAGCAACCAAGCCAAACACCACUGGUAGCCAGCCAGCCAACUGCACUUGUGUACAUCACGGUCUGUCAAUCCUUUUUUUCGUCUACCACGUGGACAUAUGCUGGACAGUGGAAGUCGGUUUUCGGCACUUCAGCAUCUUAAUACCGCCUGUCCCUAGGCACAACUGCGGAAAAGGAUGGCUGCACCUAAUGCUGGAGACUCCAAGACGCCGACUGUAAGCUUAGAUGGGGCAGGAAAAAGUGUUCCAAUGGGGCGAAGGCUGCCUGCUUCUCUCUCCCCUGGUCGUCUGCCGUCCAUGCGUUCUCGGGACCUUACGCUGGGAGGCGUGAAAAAGAAAACCUUCACACCUAACAUCAUUGGACGGAAAGUCAAGGAAGAACAGAAGACUGAUGGAGGACAUAGACGGGACAAGAAAGACUUUGAUAGAGGACGUCAAAGAGAUGGGCGUGGCAGAGGACGUGGGCGACCAGAGGUUAUCCAGUCACACUCCAUCUUUGAACAAGGCCCUGCAGAGAUGAUGGCAAAAAGGAGAACUGUCUUUGAUGAUGCUCGAGAAACACCAAACUCUGCCCCUUGUCCUAUUAUCAAUAUUAAAAAAGAAAAGAGGGAGACUGAGGAGGAGACCAAGGAAAUUCUACGGAAGUUGGAAAAAGAUAAUUUCUUGGAUGACCCACAUCUGAAAAAUGAUGCAAAGAGCUGCCCUGUGCAACUUCCCUUGUCUGUAUCUGGCUGGGUUUUCAAGGAGGAGUUUAAUGAAGAUAUUGCUGAGGAUGUCAGAAAACACGAGAGUUCUGAGGAAGAUUCUACAAACCCAAGUACAGAAACUUCACCACUUAUUAAAAUUAAGCAGGAGCCAGAUCUUCCAGAAACAAAAAAGCUGAAGCCCACUUUUAGGCCUCCGCCUAUUCCUCAACCUGAUGUACUUUCAAAGCUUCUGGAGUCCUGCAAUCAACUUAAAGGUGUUGAGUUGUUUUUUAUGCAACUACCUGAUUCACUUCCUGGCCAGCCACCAACAACUGACAAGACAAGACAAGCCAAAACAGAAGUCCAGUCUGAGUGUGGUCAAUCAGUCCUACAAAAGUCAGAGUCACAGGAACCAGAGGAGGACGGGAGCUGUAAUCUGAGGGACUUGCAGGAGGGUCUGGUUGGGCGUGUUCUGGUGAGGAAGUCCGGUCGGGUGCAGUUUGUUCUUGGGAACGUUACCCUCGAUGUUGAUCUUGGAACAACCAGCUCCUUCCUCCAGGAGCUAGUAUCUGUGGGCAUUGAGGGCCGAAGUGGGACAAUGUCUGUUCUGGGGCACAUCAAGCAUAAGCUAGUGUGUUCCCCUGAUUUCCAAACCCUUCUGGAAAACCAGGCAUGAGAAAGUAUUUUUCGAAGACUGCAAACCAAAAUCAGCAUUGUAUUAACACAUAACUUUUGUGUGAAUAAAAUUCUUGUAAAUGUGCAUCAGCUGUAAUGCAAUGGCAAUACAACUUGAGAUGCUUGAGCCUGAGAUGUGUUUAUAUAGAAUGUAAUUGUAUGAGUUGAUCUGGGGAAACUCUAGGGAAAAACAUUUUCUUUCCCUUAAUAUAAUUAUCUGUAUCAAGUUUGAAUUAUUCAUUUCGGAUAUUGUUUCUUGUCACAUUUCUUUUCUCAAACCAUGUAAUCUAUUCUGACCAAAUAAAACUAGUUUGGACUUCAAA
Messenger RNA from Alosa sapidissima (American shad), 1695 nucleotides. RefSeq names its product polymerase (RNA) III (DNA directed) polypeptide D (gene polr3d). Gene Ontology annotation, cellular component: RNA polymerase III complex. Gene Ontology annotation, biological process: transcription by RNA polymerase III. Gene Ontology annotation, molecular function: DNA binding. The transcript is spliced from 9 exons. The record is from RefSeq and is a predicted model, not a curated record. Lineage: Eukaryota; Metazoa; Chordata; Actinopteri; Clupeiformes; Clupeidae. The coding region runs from base 189 to 1373 and encodes 394 amino acids.